UACCUUCUCUUGGUCUCCCUCUCCCUCUUUACAAACAAACACUUGGCCUAAUGCCAAAGAUUUGUUCUCCAAUAACUGAUAUAUCAUGCCUCCCUCGUAUUGCCUCCAAAGUAGAGUCAGUGCUAAAUAAAGCCCUUCGUUUAGCCCGUUUCUCUAGAACUCCAAGACAGCAUCCAAGAACCAAACUAUGCAUCAUUGGUAGUGGAGCAGCUGCCCACACAGCUGCAAUCUAUGGAUCUAGGGCAGAGCUUCACCCCAUUCUCUUUGAAGGUAAUCUUGCCAAUAAUGUAGCACCUGGUGGGCAACUAACCACCACAACUGAGGUUGAGAACUUUCCUGGCUUUCCAAAGCCCGUUCUUGGGCCUGAGCUCACUGAAAGGUUCAGAGCGCAAAGCUUAACUUUUGGGACCCAAAUUUUCACUGAAACUGUGACUCAAGUUAAUUUUUUGGAUACUCCAUUUAAGGUAAACACAGAUAAGAGGACUGUGAUUGCUGAUACUGUUAUUAUAGCAACUGGGGCGGUGGCCAAAAGACUGUAUUUUCAUGGAGCAGGGGAUGAUGGGUUUUGGAAUAGAGGGAUAUCUUCCUGUGCAGUUUGUGAUGGAGCGGCCCCAAAUUUUAGAAAUAAGCCUCUUGCUGUGAUUGGAGGGGGAGAUUUGGCAAUGGAGGAGGCCCUGUUUUUGACCAAGUUUGGUAGCAAAGUGUACAUAAUUCAUAGGAGAGAUGCCUUUCAAGCUUCGAAGAUUCUGCAGAGGAGGGUUUUUGAGAACUCCAAGAUUGAGAUUCUAUGGAAUUCAGAGGCAAUUGAGGCUUUUGGGGAUGAAGAGAAGGUGGCGAACUUGGGUGGUCUAAAUAUUAAGAAUAAUGUAACGGGGGAAGUGUCUAAAUUGAAGGUUUCAGGGCUCUUUUUUGCAAUUGGGCAUGAACCAGCAACUGGGUUUCUCGAGGGACAGGUUGAAUUGGACCGGGAAGGGUAUAUUGUUACCGAGGCUGGUACAACGAGGACGAGUGUUCGUGGGAUUUUUGCUGCUGGGGAUGUUCAGGAUAAGAGGUGGAGGCAGGCUGUUACAGCUGCUGGGACAGGAAAAAGAUGGAGUGAGACCUAUGACUUCAUAUAUUUCUUGAUGCAGGAUGCAUGGCAGCAUUGGAAGCUGAACAUUUCCUUCAAGAGAUGGGUGAUCAAGAGGGCAAAAAACAUAGAUGAUUCAAUAUUUGAGUUCUGUUUAAAAACAUAUUAUUGUAUUGUUCGUAUAUAAAAGCUUUGUUCCUACCAUUUUUACAUGCACACAAUUUCUUUAUUGCUAAUUGUCUUUUAAAUCAUUCCAUGUAGUUACAAUAUUAUUAAUAUCAUCAUCAUCAUUCGAGCUUUAUCCCAAC
Amborella trichopoda is the source of this 1377-nucleotide messenger RNA. RefSeq names its product thioredoxin reductase NTRB-like. Gene Ontology annotation, cellular component: cytoplasm. Gene Ontology annotation, molecular function: thioredoxin-disulfide reductase (NADPH) activity. Gene Ontology annotation, biological process: removal of superoxide radicals. NCBI's taxonomy places the organism in Eukaryota, Viridiplantae, Streptophyta, Magnoliopsida, Amborellales, Amborellaceae. The record is from RefSeq and is a predicted model, not a curated record.